AAACCUGCUCAACAAAAAACAUGGGUUGCACUCAUAAUUGUUCUGAAACUCCUUUGGGUCCUAUCUGUAUAUGUCCACUUGGAAAAGUGCUGAAUGAUUCAAAAACCUGUAUUGAUGUUGAUGAAUGUGCCACUCCCGGAGCUUGCAGUCAGCAGUGCAUCAACACUAAAGGUUCAUUUAAGUGCCAGUGCAAAGAUGGUUAUACGCUUACAACAGAUCGUCACACUUGUAAAGCAAUAAAUGCCAGCAGUGCCUUUUUAGUAAUUUCUAAUCGUCGUUCGAUUUUGGUUGCCAAUUUAAACACAACUACAUUAGAAAGAGUUCCAGUCAGAGUGGAAAAUGUUGUAGCUACUGCUUCAGAAAUGGCAACUGGUACUAUUUAUUGGUCUGACAUGGUUCUUAAAAAGAUAUUCCGUCUAACCAAAGGUGGUGAGCCCGAAGUGGUUGUUGGAAGUGGCUUGGAUUUAGUAGAAGGUCUUGCUGUUGAUUGGGUAGGCAGAAAUUUAUACUGGGUUGAUUCUCGUCUUAAGACUGUUGAUGUAUCAACUCUUAAUGGAGAACAUCAUAUGGUUCUGUUAAAUGAAAAUAUCAGCCAGCCAAGAGGAUUAUCUAUUGAUCCUAGUGAAGGUUCUCGUAUUAUGUUUUGGACUGACUGGGGUGAGAAUCCAAGAAUUGAAAGUUGUGGCAUGGAUGGUACUUUAAGACGAGUUAUAGUGCAGACUAAAAUUUCCUGGCCUAAUGGACUCACUAUAGAUAUCCCCAACAAGCGAAUAUAUUUUGCUGAUAGUAAAUUAGACUACAUUGAUUUUUGCAACUACGAUGGAUCUGGUCGCCACCAAGUUUUGGCCAGAAAUCAUUAUUUACUACAUCCCCAUUCUCUCACCAUUUUUGAAGAUACAUUGUACUGGACAGAUAGGCAGCUAAAUCGAGUGUUAUCAUGUCAUAAAUUUAAAGGCAUUAAUCAAACCGUUGUGUCACAUCUAGUCGGUCAACCACUUGGUAUUCAUGUUAGUCAUCCCAUUCUCCAACCUCCCUCUGUUAAUACUUGCGAAAAUGCCACUUGCAGUCAUUUGUGUCUUCUAUCUCCAUCCCAUUCAUCUGGAUAUACCUGCAAAUGUCCUCCUGGAUACGGCAGAGACACCAAAACAGCUGAAGGAAACUGUGUACCAGUGGAUACACCAUAUUUAAUGAUAAUGAGAACUACUCAGUUAGUUGAUAUGAGUCUGACUCCUGGAGAUAAGACAACUGGCUAUUUUACGCCUGUAAUUGGAAUUGAAAAUGGUUAUGAUUUUGAUUAUGACAAGAAAAGUGGCAUCAUUUAUUAUAUUCAGCUUGAAGAAGAAGAUAAAGAAAAUGGAACUAUAUAUAAAGUAUCUUUGACUGGAGGAAAUCAAACUAAAUUCCUUCCUGAAGGUUUUGUUGGAGCACCUUACAUUCUUGCAUUCGAUUGGGUAGGCCGGAAUAUAUAUGUUGGAAAUCGAAAAGCUUCAAAUUUUGAAGUUGUUAAGGCUGAUGGUGAAGAAGAUUUCAGAAGAGUCAUUUUAAACAACGAUGGCAAAGAAACUGGAGUAGCGAGACCGAAAGCUAUGGUUUUAGACCCUGAAGGAGGAAUGUUGUACUGGCUUGAUGAAGGAGGUUUUGGCGUACCAAUGAAAAUUGGAGCUGUUGCUAUGGAUGGCAGCAAUUCUCAUAUUCUUUUAAGAGAUGGACUUAUAAAUCUGGAAGCUCUUACAAUAGAUUUAUUUAAUAAGCGUUUGUAUUGGAGUCAACGAUUUGAAGGAGUGAUAUACAGUAUUACCACUGAAGGAAAAGAUAAGAAAACUGUAGUCUCAGAAGCUGUAGCAAAACCUCAAGGUCUUACUGUAUAUAAUAAUAAGUUAUAUUACUUGGAUCCUUUGCAUGAGAAAAUUGAGCGAGUUGAUUUACCCGAUGGCAGUAAUCCAGUUGUUCUUGAGGAUAAUGCUGUAGGACUUAUUACAAUGAAAGUAUACAGUAAAAGGCCAUCUUCCGAUAAUCAUCAGUGCCAUAAAAAUAAUGGAGACUGCCAACAGCUGUGUAUACCACUUGCUAAUAAUAAGCGGAAAUGCCUGUGUGGUACUGGAUUUCAAUCUGAUGGAGAGACAGGGUGCAGAGCUUAUCAGUCAUUUGCCAUUGUAUCAGAGCUGGAAAAGGCCAGAGGCUUUGGAUUGGAAGAUGCAAGUGAAGCUAUGGCUCCGAUAUCUGGUGCAGGGCACAAUAUUCUGCAUUUAGAUGUCCAUAUUGCAGAAAAUCAUAUCUAUUGGGUAGAAUUUAAUCAAGGUGAAAAGAAUGGUAUAUAUCGCAUAAAGCCAGAUGGAACAGAUCUUACACAUAUCAUUUCAGAUGGUAUUGGAAGUAACGGCAUUAGAGGAUUAGCAGUUGAUUGGAUUGCUGGUAAUUUAUAUUUUACAAAUGUGUUCCCUCAUGAAACCUUUAUUGAGGUAUCAUGGCUUGAUGGUUCAAAACGAAUGGUUCUUCUAAAAACUACCACAGAUUCACCAAGGGAAAUAGCAGUGAAUCCAAUAAAACGCUAUCUGUAUUGGAUUGAUUAUGGUCAAUAUCCAAAAAUUGAACAGGCUUUCUUAGAUGGAACUAACCGUACUCCCAUUGUAGUCACAUCAAUUAGCAGUCCUAGAGAUCUUACUAUUGAUAUUGAAACCCAUGAUGUAUAUUGGGUUGAUUCAAAAGAAGAUGCAGUUCAGAGAGUCACAUAUAAUGGAGGAGAUAGAACUUACGUAUAUCGGCGAUUGCCAAACCCAAUGGGAGUUGCUCUUCAUGGAUCAGAUAUUUACUGGGUAGAUCGAAAUCUUCGUACAAUAUAUAAAGCUCCUAAAAAUCCAACAAAUACUUCAAAACCAGAGCCAAUUAUGUCAGAUAUGGAUACCCUACGUGAUAUAGUUAUCUUUGAUGGCAAAAAUCAGCCUUCUGGAGAUUCUCCUUGUGGGCGCCAGCAAUCUAUAAAAUGUGAGCAGCUAUGUUUUGCUAUGCCAGAGAUGCAUACUGGAACAUCAUGGAAAUGUGCUUGUGCUUCUGGUGUUCUUAUGACUGACCAAAAGAAAUGUGGAGAUUUGAAUGAAUAUAUUGUGUUUACAACAAGAAAAGAAAUUAGGAGCCUUCACCUUGAUCCUAAAGUUACAAGUGUUCCAUUUCCACCCAAAACAAAUUUAUCAAAUGUUGUUGGAUUAGAUUUUGAUUACAAGGACAAAAAGAUUUUUUUCACUCAAAUACGUCCUGAUGGCAGCAUAUCGUGGGCCAAUCUCAAUCAAAUGGAUAAAAUAAAUGUGAUUUUAAAUAAAGGUGUAAAUCCAGAAGGUAUUGCUUAUGAUUGGACUAGAGAAAAGAUCUAUUGGACUGAUUCUGGAAAUCGCAGUAUAUAUGCUAUGAAUAUGGAUGGUUCGCAGAUAGUUAUGAUCACCAGAGUUGAAAGACCCAGGGCAAUUGUUUUAGAUCCUUGUGAAGGGUACAUGUAUUAUACUGAUUGGGGUCGAUUUGGAAACACUGGGAAAAUAUAUCGAGCUACAAUGGGCGGAAAUAAAAAAAUUGCUAUACUUGAAAGUAAUCUUACUCAGCCAAGUGGUUUGGCUAUAGAUUAUGAGGAUAGAAAAUUGUAUUGGACUGAUGCACUCAGGGAGAAGAUAGAACGGUCAGAUUUAGAUGGAAAGAAUCGAGAAGUACUAGUUUCUGCCACUAUAUACCCAUUUGCUAUCACAGUUUAUGGCAAAUACAUCUACUGGACAGAUUUACAACUAAGAGGUGUUUAUCGAGCAGAAAAGCAUACUGGUGCUGGAAUGAUUGAUAUGAUAAAGCGAUUAGAGGAGUCUCCACGUGAUAUUCACAUCUAUGCACCCGAUCGACAGAAGUGUGAUAAAGAUCUUUGCAAGAUAAACAACGGAGGUUGUGCUCAUUCAUGUCAUCCAGCACCAAAUGGAAGUGUGGAGUGCUUAUGUGCGAAAGGCUAUAAAGUUGUCAAUGAAGGUCGCAUGUGUGCUGCUGAAAAUAUAACUUGUGCUGAUAACAAAUUUACAUGUGGAAAUGGCAAAUGUAUACCUCGUUUAUGGGCAUGUGAUGGUGAUGAUGACUGUGGUGAUAACACCGACGAAGAUGAAAAGUUUUGUGCUCUACAUACAUGCAGUCCAGCAGAAUUCCGAUGUGGCAUCGGACGUUGCAUAUUCAAAAAUUGGAAAUGUGAUCAUGAAAAUGAUUGUGGUGAUGGGACAGAUGAAAUGGACUGUGUUUACCCACCAUGUGCUGAAGGAGAAUUCACUUGUGCAAAUUUCCGCUGCAUUCCAAAGUCUCAGUUAUGUAAUGGAGUUAAUGAUUGUAAAGACAAUAAAACAUCAGACGAGAGUCUGGAGCAUUGUGCAAAUAACAGGACCUGUCCAGGAAACCAUAUUAAAUGCAAUUCAACUAAUAUCUGUGUAGAACCAUAUUGGCUUUGUGAUGGUGAUAACGACUGUGGGGAUAAUUCAGAUGAAAAUCCAGCAUUGUGUGCUCAAAGAACUUGCCCACCUAAUAGUUUCAGAUGCUCAAGUCAUCGUUGUAUACCAGCAACAUGGUAUUGUGAUGGAGAUGAUGAUUGUGGUGAUGGAGCUGAUGAACCAGAAGAAUAUUGCAAAAGUGAAAAGAAAACUUGCUUUGGCGAUCUUUUCACAUGUGACAAUGGUAACUGCAUUCCUCGAAUUUAUAUUUGUGAUGGAGACAAUGAUUGCUUGGAUAAUUCAGAUGAAGAUGAACGGCAUCAGUGUGAAACUAGGGAAUGUGAUGCAGAGAAGGAAUUCACAUGUCCACAAAACAAACAGUGGGGACGUGCCUCUUGUAUACCUAAGAGAUGGGUUUGUGAUGGAGAUCCUGACUGUGUUGAUGGGGCAGAUGAAAACAGUACCUUGCAUAACUGCCCUCCCCCUGAUCCAUGUGAAGAGAACCAGUUUCAGUGUGAUAAUCGAAGGUGCAUUAAUAAAGAAUGGGUUUGUGAUCAUGAUAAUGAUUGUGGGGAUGGCUCUGAUGAACCAAAGAAUUGCACAUUUAGAAAUUGCACAGAUGAAGAAUUCACAUGUCGCAACGCUAAAUGUAUACGAAAAAUGUAUCAUUGUGAUGGUGAAGAUGAUUGUGGUGAUGGAAGUGAUGAGCUGGCCAAAGAUUGUGCAACGGAAGCACCUACCUGUCCUGGUGCUCAGUUUCGAUGUAAAAAUGGACAGUGCAUUCCAUAUGAACGUGUCUGCAAUAAGCAGAUUGAUUGUGAUGAUAGCUCAGAUGAACCUGCUCAUUGUCAUGUUGAUGAAUGUGCUAAAGUUGAAACAAAUCAGUGUGAGCAUAAGUGUGUCAACACCUUAACUAGUUUCUACUGUGAAUGCAAUGAAGGAUAUGAAUUAGCAAAGGACGAAAAGGCAUGCAGGGAUAUUAAUGAAUGUGUUGUGAAGCCUGAAGUAUGCUCCCAGUAUUGUUUCAAUACACCAGGUUCAUAUUAUUGUAAAUGCAAUGAAACAUAUUAUGAAAGAGAACUUGAUGGGCGUACAUGCAAAAGAAAGGAUGCAAUUGAACCAUGGAUCAUCUUUACCAAUAGAUAUUAUCUUCGAAAUAUGAGUACUGAUGGCAAAAAGUACAACCUGAUUAAAAUGGAUUUGAGAAAUGUAGUGGCUCUAGAUUUUGAUUAUUCAGAAGAUCGGCUGUACUUCUGUGAUGUAGGAAAUAAAACAAUAAGUCGUAUAUUCAUUAAUGGUACUGGAGAAGAAACUUUGAUAAGGCAUGACACACAAGGACUAGAAGGGUUGGCUGUUGAUUGGAUUGGAAGAAAAAUAUACUGGUUGGAUCGUACUUCAAAACAAUUAGAUGUUGCUGAACUUGAUGGAAGAAAUAGAAAAACCUUGCUGACGAAAGGAAUAUCUGAUCCGCGAGCACUUGCUGUUCAUCCUGGCAUUGGGUACUUGUACUUUACUGAUUGGGGACAUCAUGCAUAUAUAGCUCGUAUGGGAAUGGAUGGAAGUAACUUCUCACGCAUUGUCUUAUAUGAAAACAAACUUGUCUGGCCAAAUGCUCUCACUAUUGAUUACUUCAGCAAUAAAAUAUUUUGGGCUGAUGCUCAUUUAGAUUAUAUUGAAUUUGCAGAUUUUGAUGGGAAAAAUAGACAUCAAGUAUUAUCUGGCAAUUCUGUGCCUCAUGUGUUUGCAAUUACUGUAUUUGAUAAUUCCAUAUAUUGGACUGAUUGGAAUAUGAAAGGUGUUUACAGAGCUGACAAGUUUACUGGAGAAAAUUUACAAGUUCUUAGAAAUACAUCUCAUCGACCAUAUGAUAUUCACGUUUAUCAUCCUUUGCGUCAGUUACCAUAUAAAAAUCCUUGUGGCACUAAUAAUGGAGGAUGCUCUAACUUAUGCCUGAUUGCUCCAGGGGCAGAAAAGUACACUUGUGCAUGUCCAGAUAAUUUUGUGCUUUUGCCAAAUACUGUAGGACAUGCUUCUGCCAGUCAUUCAUGUAUAGCUAACUGCACUGCUGGCCAGCAUUUGUGUGGUGGACGUGAGUCUAGAUGUAUUCCCAUAUAUUACAAAUGUGAUGGAAAUAAGGACUGCAGAGAUGGAUCUGAUGAAGCAGGAUGUCCACCAUUUGUAUGCAAGCCGGGACAAUUUCAGUGCCGUAACAAUCAAAGCUGCAUUUCUCGUAUUCGUAUAUGUGAUGGUACUGCUGACUGCAGUGAUAAAUCAGAUGAAGAAUUCUGUGUUCAUGACUGUGGAGAACACAGUUUUAAGUGCAAAAGUACUGGUCGUUGUGUUUCUGAAGCAUGGCAUUGUGAUGGCGAUGAAGAUUGUCCUGAUGGAUCUGAUGAAGAUCCAGCCUUGUGUCACAAAAAAGAAUGUGAUCCUGAAACUCAAUUUAAGUGCAAUAAUGGAAAGUGUAUUCCCAAACUAUGGUACUGUGAUUUUGAUGAUGACUGCGGUGAUAAUUCUGAUGAGCCAUCACAUAGGUGUCGCAAUCGCAACUGUACCACUGGUUGGAGAAAAUGUCCCACACAUGGUAACUACCGAUGCAUCCCCAGUUGGCUUUUCUGUGAUGGCAAAGAUGAUUGCCGUGAUAAUUCUGACGAAACUGAUCCGGUAUUCUGUCCCCAGUGUCAUCAAGCUGGAGAUUUUGAAUGUAAAAAUAAAAGAUGCAUUCCUCUAAGAUGGAGAUGUGAUUUUGAAGAUGAUUGUGGUGAUAAUUCUGAUGAAGAUCCAAGUAUAUGUACUGAAUUAUAUCGAGAAUGCACUGAAAGUGAAUUUCAGUGCAGCAAUAAAAAGUGCAUACCAAUGAGAUGGCGUUGUGAUCAUGAUGAUGAUUGUGAUGAUGGAUCAGAUGAGCAAGGCUGCUUGAGUUAUGAAUGUCCGGCUGAUCAAUUUAAAUGCAAAAGUGGCCAUUGUAUUGCUAACAGAUUAAAAUGUGAUGGAAAUAAAGACUGUAAUGAUGUGUCUGAUGAACAAGACUGUCCACCUAGGUAUCCCAAUGGAAUGUAUUGUCAAGAAAACAUGUUUCAAUGCAAUAACACUGUGUGUAUUCGUCGAGAUUUCUUAUGCGAUGGGGAUAAUGAUUGUGGAGAUCUCUCUGAUGAAAAACCUGAAUUAUGCCGUGCAUUUUCCUGUAACAUAGGUCACAAAUUCCAGUGUGAUAAUCAUCGAUGCAUCCCAGUAUGGCAUGUCUGCAAUGGACAAGAUGACUGUGGAGAUGGUUCAGAUGAAAAUAAUCACACAAUGUGUCAAAAAACUCCAUUGCCAUGUACUAGAAGUGAAUUUAGAUGUGCCAAUCAUAAAUGUAUUCCUGUCACUGAAGUUUGUAAUUUGAAUGAUGAUUGUGGAGAUGAAUCUGAUGAAAGAGGCUGUCAUGUUGGUACAUGUGAUAGUAAACGUGGUGGGUGUGAACACAAUUGUACUGCUCUGAGUAGUGGUAGUGGAUACAUUUGUACAUGUCCAGUUGGGUAUAAAGUUGAUCAUGAAAACCCUAAGCUUUGCAUUGAUAUUGAUGAAUGUGCAAGUUUCGGUCACAACUGUUCUCAAAUAUGCAUCAACUUGGAAGGCACAUAUCAGUGCAGCUGCCAUAAUGGUUAUCAGAACUAUGGAAGACGUUGUGCUGCAAAUGGUGUGUCUCCCAUUGUCAUGUACUCAACUGGAUCAGAAAUUCGUGCUUUCCAGUUAAAAAUGGAUCACCAGUUUUCUUUCAUCACAGGUGAAAGCAGAAUACAGGCUUUAGAUUAUGAUGUAACAAAAGAUAUUAUGUACUGGACUGAUACCUCGGAAAAGACCAUAAAAAGAUCUUUUAUACCAGAUGUCAUGUAUCAAGACACGAGAAGUGGUUUUGCUCAAAAUCUGGAACUCAAAGGACUGACAAAGCCUUCAGCUUUAGCUGUUGAUUGGGUUAGUGGGCAUUUAUAUUGGAUGGACACAGAUUUAUCAAGUAGCAGACCUAAAGGUCGUAUAUUUGUCAGUGAACUUGAUGGUCGAUACAGGCAUGCUAUUGUUUCAUAUGGUUUAGAACAACCAACAUCUCUUGCAUUAGAUCCUGAGUUGGGUCUUAUGUUUUGGACUGAAGCAAGCAUGUCUCCAAAAAUUGAAACUGCAUGGAUGGAUGGUAGCAAGAGAAAAGUCCUAGUUAGUGAACGUUUAGGAUAUCCUACUGGUCUUGCAAUUGAUUAUGCUGGUGGUCACCGCGUUUAUUGGUGUGAUACAAAACUUGAUACCAUUGAAUCAAUGAAAAUAAAUGGAUCUGAUAGAGUGACUAUAAUUUCAGGUAUAAAUCAUCCAAUAUCACUUGACCUUUUUGAAGAUCAUUUGUAUUGGUUAACAAAAGAUGCUGAUGAUAUAUGGCAACAGGAUAAAUUUGGGCGAGGUGUGAAGGUUAAAAUCCAUGGAAGUGUUGUAUCACCUACUGCAAUCAAAAUUUAUCAUUCUCUUCGUUAUAAUUCAUCAAUUAAAAAUCGUUGUCCAGUUGAAGCAUGUUCACAUCUUUGUUUGCUCAUACCUGGAGGUUACAGGUGUGCCUGUCCAGAUGGUUCACCUAUGUCUGUCAUUGGAGUGAUGUCAUGUAAUGCAGGGAUGGAGUUGCCAAAGCCUCAACCGUAUCGCUGUCCUUGUAGACAUGGUGGUAUUUGUUUUGUUGAAUCUUCAAAAAAUAAAGUGUCAUGUGUAUGUCCUGAGAAUUACAGUGGUGUUCAUUGUACAGAUUUUACUCCUGAUAAAAAAGCUCAGGCGAUUAGGGGUAGCAGUGUUGCUGCAAUAGUUAUUCCCAAUAUUCAUAAUCUUACUGGUUUCUUAUUGCUGGCGUGGGAGUUUUCUAUGUCUUCCGAAAGAGACAUUUAAAACCUGGUGGUUUCGGUGGUAGUAGCCAAAGUGUCUCUUUUAGAAGUGGAACAAAUGUUGAAUUCUCUCCAACAAUUAUGGGACGCAAUGGUCCAUCAGAAAUGGCAACAGAAGAACCUCUUGAUACUCAUUUCAACCUA
Stegodyphus dumicola is the source of this 9472-nucleotide messenger RNA. It is a transcript of the gene mgl, whose product is annotated as low-density lipoprotein receptor-related protein megalin. Gene Ontology annotation, biological process: receptor-mediated endocytosis. Gene Ontology annotation, molecular function: calcium ion binding; hormone binding; protein binding. Lineage: Eukaryota; Metazoa; Arthropoda; Arachnida; Araneae; Eresidae. The record is from RefSeq and is a predicted model, not a curated record. Gene Ontology annotation, cellular component: apical plasma membrane; plasma membrane; signaling receptor complex.